Molecule: messenger RNA, 5580 nt
Organism: Knipowitschia caucasica
Lineage: Eukaryota; Metazoa; Chordata; Actinopteri; Gobiiformes; Gobiidae
Source: the annotation of a GenBank genome assembly
AUGUUGAGCAAAGAUCUCCCAGAUAUUGAGAGCAUCCUGUCUCUGAACCCGCGUGUGAAAAGUCAUGCUCAGGUCGUGUCCACAGCAAACAAGAAGAAAGAGAAGAAACACUGGAAAAGAAACCAGGAGAGAAACUGUGAUUCUUGUGUGAAGUUAGAAAACAACUUUGAUGACAUCAAACAUACAACACUGAGUGAACGAGGAGCUCUGCGAGAAGCUCUCAGGUGUCUUAAAUGUGCCGAUGCCCCUUGCCAAAAGAGUUGUCCCACAAACCUGGACAUCAAAUCCUUUAUCACAAGCAUCUCUAACAAGAACUACUAUGGCUCAGCAAAGGCCAUUCUGUCAGACAACCCGCUGGGCCUCACCUGUGGCAUGGUGUGUCCUACGUCAGAGCUGUGUGUCGGGGGCUGUAAUCUUUAUGCCUCAGAGGAGGGACCUAUCAACAUCGGGGGACUGCAGCAGUUUGCUACAGAGGUAUUCAGUAAAAUGGGAAUCCCUCAGAUCAGAAACCCUGAGCUCCCUCCGGCCAAUGAGAUGCCAGAGUCUUACCACUCUCCCAUUGCUCUGAUUGGUUGUGGCCCUGCAUCAAUCAGCUGUGCUUCCUUUUUGGCCCGACUGGGAUAUGACAACAUCACUGUAUUUGAGAAACAGACAUACACUGGAGGACUGGGCGCAUCAGAAAUCCCUCAAUUCAGACUUCCUUUUGAUGUUGUGCAGUUUGAAAUCGGUUUGAUGAAAGACCUAGGUGUCAAGGUGUUGUGUGAGAAGGGGCUCGGCCUUAAUGGAAUGAAUUUGACAUCAUUGAAGGAAGAAGGAUUCAAGGCUGUAUUUAUAGGGAUUGGUCUCCCUCAGGCCAACCGAGCUAAAAUCUUCCAGGAUCUAACAAUAGAACAAGGUUUCUUCACAUCUAAGGACUUUCUUCCGAUGGUGGCCUCUGCUAGCAAGAAAGGUAUGUGCCAGUGUCGCUCCUCUCUGCCCGAGCUCAGAGGAAUGGUGAUCGUUUUGGGAGCUGGAGACACUGCGUUUGACUGUGCCACCUCCGCCCUGCGCUGUGGAGCCCGCCGAGUCUACGUUGUGUUCAGGAAAGGAUUCACUAACAUCAGGGCUGUUCCAGAAGAGAUGGAGUUGGCCAAAGAGGAGCAGUGUGAGUUCCUUCCCUUCCUGUCGCCCCGUGAGGUGAUCAUGAAGAAUGGUCGAGUGGCAGGACUUCAGUUUUGCCGCACGGAGCAGAGGGAGGACGGGCAGUGGGAGGAGGACGAGGAUCAGAUUGUGAGGCUAAAGGCCGAUUACAUCAUCAGUGCCUUUGGCUCCAUGUUGGACGACUCUAAAGUGGUUGAGGCCCUGUCCCCGGUGAAGCUGAACCGCUGGGGAACUCCGGACGUCAACAGUGAGACCAUGCAGACCUCGGAGCCCUGGGUGUUCGCUGGAGGAGACAUCGCCGGUUUGGCCAACACCACAGUGGAGUCGACCAAUGACGGCAAGCAGGCCUCUUGGCACAUGCACCGAUACCUACAGUCAUUGCAUGGACAGUCCGUUGACACGACUCCAAAGCUGCCGUUGUUCUACAGCGCUAUUGACUUGGUAGACAUCAGUGUUGAUGUUUGCGGAAUAAAGUUUCCAAACCCGUUCGGUCUUGCCUCUGCUCCUCCCACCACCAGCACCGCCAUGAUCCGCAGGGCCUUUGAACAGGGCUGGGGGUUCGCCUUGACCAAGACUUUUGGACUGGACAAGGAUUUGGUGACCAAUGUGUCUCCACGUAUUGUCCGUGGGACGACCUCUGGCCACGUGUACGGCCCGGGACAGGGCUCCUUUCUCAACAUUGAGCUCAUCAGUGAAAAGACUGCAGCCUACUGGUGUCAAUCUGUCACUGAGCUUAAGAAGGAUUUCCCAAAUAAUGUGGUAAUUUCAAGUAUAAUGUGUAGUUACAACAAAGAGGACUGGACUGAGCUUGCAGUAAUGGCAGAGAAAUCUGGAGCAGAUGCUUUAGAGUUGAACCUGUCUUGUCCUCAUGGGAUGGGUGAGAGAGGCAUGGGAUUGGCUUGUGGACAGGACCCAGUGUUGGUGCGGAACAUUUGCCGUUGGGUGCGUGCUGCCACCACAAUUCCAUUCUUUGCAAAACUCACACCAAAUGUCACCAAUAUUGUGGACAUUGCCAAAGCAGCUCAUGAAGGAGGGGCAGAUGGAGUGACGGCCACAAACACUGUGUCUGGAAUGAUGGGUCUAAAAGCGGAUGGUUCCCCGUGGCCGGGAGUGGGAGCAGGAAAGAGAACCACGUAUGGAGGCGUGUCUGGUAAUGCAAUCCGGCCCAUCGCUCUGCGAGCUGUUUCAGCUAUUGCUCGAGCAAUUCCUGGUUUCCCCAUUUUGGCAACUGGAGGUAUCGAUUCUGCCGAGACGGGGCUGCAGUUUCUUCAUGCCGGUGCAUCCGUUUUACAGGUCUGCAGCGCUGUUCAAAACCAAGACUUCACUUUGAUUGAAGACUACUGUGUUGGUCUGAAGGCUUUAUUGUACCUGAAGAGUCUUGAGCUGGAGAACUGGGAUGGUCAGUCUCCUCCAACAGAGAAACAUCAGAAAGGAAAACCAGUGCCCCGAUUAGAAGACUUAGUAGGAAAGAGCCUCCCGAGCUUUGGGCCUUACCUCACACAGAAGAAUGAGGUAAUAGCAGAAUACAAAAAGAAGCUCAGAGACGUCGGUGAAGUGGAUUUCACCGAAGUCAACAUUAACAAGACCAAGUCGCCCAAGAAGCCAGUCCCUGCGGUGAAGGAUGUUAUAGCCCGAGCUUUGCGUCACAUUGGAGCUUACCAGGAUCUUGACAACAAAGAGCAGGUGCAAGCGCUUAUAGAUGAAGAGAUGUGCAUCAACUGUGGCAAAUGUUAUAUGACUUGCAAUGAUUCGGGAUAUCAGGCCAUCACCUUUGAUCCAGAGACCCACCUUCCAUAUGUGAAUGACAACUAUAAGCCCAAAGUGUCCUACAAAGAGAACUUGCAAAGAGUUUUCAAUAAGAAGAGGAGACCUUUGUUUGGCAGCCCUAAGCAUGAUGGUGGGCCUGCACCAGCCUACAACCACUGCUGUGAUGAGUGUGAAGUUGAACCUCUGAAGCAUUUGGACCGAUCCAUUGAGUCUAUAUCUGGCAUAUGUAAAGCUGAGAACAAACCUGACACCAAUGAAACAGACCUAGGCCGAAAAGAUCUACCUCAUGAAAAUGACGAUAAUCUGCCAAACCCUAACAAAUUUUUCAUUCGAUGCGUUUCCCUGUUCCUGAUCAUCAUGCUGAGUGUGGCUGCAUCUCUCAAUGGAGGAAGUUUAAUCCAGAUGAAACAUUUGAAUCAUUGGUGGGCUGCAUAUACUGGGGAUUUUGAGUCUGUGAAGAUGGUUCAAGCGGAGUUAAAACAGCUACAACAAGAGAUGAUUCAACUGAGGAGUAAGCUGCUACCGAUAGGACUGUCUAUGCCAAACUUUGCACUGGAGUCUCAGGGAGCACGUGUCAUACAUGCACAUCCAUCACAACAUUAUCACCCUCCAUCUCAGCCUCCGCAAAUGAUGUUUUUGGGCUUGUCCUUUUUCAAUUCGCUCUAUUCCCCAAGGACUGUCAUUCAGGGUCACACAGAGGCACUUGUUCCUGGUCGGUGCUGGUCUUUUGCAGGUCAGCAGGGACGUCUGUUCAUAUCUCUCUCUGAGCCGGUUACUGUUUCACAUGUGACAGUGGGUCAUAUCUCCAGAGACCACGCUCCCACUGGAUUCUUAUACAGCGCUCCACAGCGUUUAUCUGUCUCUGGUUUUUUGUCUGUGGUUGGAAAAGGAACACACUUGGGAACUUUUGAAUAUAAUCCAGAAGGAGAGAUUUUUCAGACCUUUGAACUUCCUGGUCCCAGGCAGACUUACAGAUGUGUGAUGCUAGAGAUUCUAAGCAACUGGGGACAUCCAGAGUAUACAUGUGUAUAUUCCUUUAAGUCUGGUCUAGGCAUCGAGGCAGAAGUCUCCAAACUAAGAGGACAAAGAGCUGCGAUGGACGGUGAUGUUGCUGUUGGCGUAAAGAGAGGCUCCGAUGAGCUCAGCAUGUACAGUAGCAGCUCAAGCAUGCCCACAAUGGCCGCCAACGAUAGCGACACUAAGAAACAGCGUCUGGAUGACCCGCUUCCCUCUAGGGUCCUCCAUAUCAGGAAGCUCCCCAGCGAAGUAUCAGAGACCGAAGUCAUCGCUCUGGGUCUUCCAUUUGGGAAAGUCACUAAUAUACUGAUGCUGAAAGGCAAAAACCAGGCCUUUUUGGAGCUUGGUACGGAGGAAGCGGCUAUUACGAUGGUGAAUUACUAUGCUGCCGUCACACCUCAGGUCCGAAAUACUCCAGUAUUCAUUCAGUACUCCAACCAUAAAGAGCUGAAGACUGACUCUGCCCUGAAUCAGAGGGCUCAGGCUGUGCUUCAGGCGGUGUCUGCGGUGCAGGACGGCAGCUCUCCCUCCUCUGAGGCUGGAAUGAUAGAACUGGCUCCUCCCCCAAGCCCCGUCCUGCGCAUCAUCAUAGAUAACAUGUUUUAUCCGGUGACACUUGACGUUCUGCAACAAAUCUUCAGCAAGUUUGGAACGGUGAUGAAGAUUAUAACUUUUACCAAGAACAACCAGUUCCAGGCUCUGCUGCAGUUCAGUGAUCCGGUGAAUGCUCAACAGGCUAAACUGUCUUUGGAUGGGCAGAACAUCUAUAACUCAUGCUGCACUUUGAGGAUAGACUUCAGCAAACUGGUCAACCUCAACGUUAAAUACAACAACGAUAAGAGCCGAGAUUACACCAGACCUGACUUGCCCACUGGCGACGGAGAAUCAGUCAGCAAAGAUCAUUCUUUAUUGGGGACCCCAUCAGGAGCUCUAGCGUCCUAUUCCAGUGGAGGUGGCUAUUCGUCCUCUCUCUCCCUCUCACAGACUGGAGGAGCCAUCAGCCCUCUGAGUGCCGCCGCUGCAGCUGCCGCAGCUGCCGGAAGAGUUGCUCUGUCUGGGUCUGGAGUGUCAGGAGUCCUGCUCGCAUCCAACCUGAAUGACGAGAUGGUCACGCCUCAAAGUCUCUUUACCCUCUUCGGCGUCUAUGGCGAUGUGCAGAGGGUGAAGAUCCUCUACAAUAAGAAAGACAGCGCUCUGAUCCAGCUGGCGGAUGGCAACCAGGCUCAGCUCGCUAUGAGUCAUCUGAAUGGUCAGAAAAUAUUUGGCAAAGUGAUGAGAGUGACUCUGUCCAAACAUCAAACUGUAGCUUUGCCCAGAGAAGGCCUGGACGACCAGCUCCUCACUAAAGAUUUCUCCGGCUCACCACUACACCGAUUCAAGAAGCCUGGGUCCAAAAACUUUCAGAACAUAUUUCCUCCUUCGACCACACUUCAUCUGUCUAAUGUCAGAGAGAAUAUUGGUGAAGAUGAGCUUCGUGAGCUGUUCACAAACGGUGGAGGAACCGUGAAGGCGUUUAAGUUUUUCCAAGACCGUAAAAUGGCUCUGCUUCAGAUGUCGUCCGUGGAGGAGGCCAUUCAAGGGCUGAUCGACCUGCACAACUACGACAUGGGCGGAAAUCACCAUCUCAAAGUCUCCUUCUCCAAAUCCACCAUCUAA